This is a messenger RNA of Dermatophagoides pteronyssinus (European house dust mite), 4003 nucleotides long. RefSeq lists its product as uncharacterized. The record is from RefSeq and is a predicted model, not a curated record. Gene Ontology annotation, molecular function: protein binding. Lineage: Eukaryota; Metazoa; Arthropoda; Arachnida; Sarcoptiformes; Pyroglyphidae.
UUCAUUCAAUUAUUAAAUCAUUGUCAAUUUUUUAGUUGUUUUUAUUCAAUUUUUUCGGCUGUUCGUCGAAGAAAAAAACAGACGACGACAACAACAACAACGACCAGUCCAACAAUCAGUCCGGUUAAUGAAGAAUUAGAAUUAAAUCAACAUCAACAACUAACCUGUUCAACUGUUGGUAAUUCAUUAGCAAAAAGUAGAAAAUUUUCACCUUCAUCUUCAUUGUCAUCAUAUAACGAACAAGUUAACAGAAUUGAAAACGAAUGUCAAAAUCGACCAAAAAACUUGUUACCUUGGCGACAAGAAUCGCAAAACCAUUGUCACCAUUAUCAACAAGAAUCGAUAUCAACACCGACAACAAACCAACACGAUCGAAAAAAAUCUUUAGUCGAAAACAGUAGCUGUGGCGGUUACAGUGGUGAUUAUAGCACAAAAAAGUCUUUAUUUUUGCCAACGACUACGUCGACAUCAGGCACGAACACGAAAUUAAAGAAUCAACGUCGAAUCCAUUAUCGAUUAAUCGAACAUCAAGCAUCAACACAAUCAUCACCAUCACAUACAUCAUCAUAUAGUAAUAAUAAUCAUCAUCAUUGUCCAUCACAUCAUUUUAAUCAUCGUUUUUCUCAUCAUCCAGAUAGUAAUAAUUCAAUUAUACAAUCACCAACUUUGGCAUCAUAUAAUUUACGAUCUAAAUUAAGAUUAGAUCUUCAACGAUAUUUAGAUGAAAUGAUUCAACGACAACGAUCUGCAUCACAUUGUCCACACGCAGUAGCCAUCGGUUCAAAUAGUAAUUCUAAAAGUGGUACAUCCAUGAACAAGUGUUGUUGUUGUCAAAAAGCCCGAAACAUAUCGGCCAAUAAUAAUUCCGGAUCACCAAAAAAUAGUGGAAACAUCGUUGUCGAUCCAUUAAUGUGUAAAAUGGUUCAACAACAUGGACUAUCACCAUCGCCUUCAUCGUCCAAUAUUAAUGGCCAACAGAAACGAGCUUCAUCAUUACGUGUAUUGAAUCGACGAUUCAAUUUUUUCGACACAAGCAGCACAAAUUAUAAAACGGAUGGUACAUCCAGCCGAAACGGUAGCCGUCGUGGUAGCCGUAAACAAAAACGACAGCAAAUCAAAAUGAUGGAUUUAAGUGAUGAAUGUUUUUUGGCAAUAUUUGAUUUUUUAACAUUACAAGAAAAACUAUAUUAUGAACGUGUUUGCCAUCGAUGGCAACGUUUGAUAAGAGUUUCAUUACAAGCAUCUGCAUCAUUAAAAAUCGGUGAACAUUCAGUUAAGUGCAAUUGUCAAUGUGCUCAUUUUCCAAGCUGGGAUCUUCCUCCUUCCAAACGUUUUCCAAGAGAUCAAAUCGGUUACAUUAUUUAUCCAAAAACAACUAUUCGUUAUUUGCUCACAUUAUGUAGUCAACUGAGAUGUAUCAAUUUUUCUCAUUGUUAUUUGGAUGAUGAAACUUUACAGAUUAUAAUGAAUCAUAGUGAUAAGAUUGAAUGUCUUCAUUUAAAUGACAUUCGCCUUGAAGAAGAUGGUGAUGAACUUCCAAAUGGAUUUCUUGAUAAGAAUAAAAAUCUAAUCGAAGCUGUGAAUAAUGGACAUCAUGGUGAUCAAGAGACAAUCAGUUCGGCUGUAGGUGCAUUUGCAUCCGAACAGCUAGCCGUUUUUGGUGGCCUAAUGCGUAAACUUUCCACACGUCAUUCAUUGAAAAAGAAACAUCAUCGUAAAGAGACCAGCAGUGAUAUAGCUGGAAAACGAUAUUCAAACGCAUCAGUUUUGUCGAAAAAGUCAACUGCAUCUAGUGUAUCGAAUUUGGUGCAACAUCGUUCCAGUACGGGAGUCAGUAGCCCUUCCAGUACAAAUCAUUCGACCGUAGCAUCUCGAUGUAAAACUCCUGUUAAUCAAACAAAAUCAUCACCAAUAUCAUCAUCAGGAACAAACAAUUCAGGUCGUACAACUGCAGCCACUGGUAGACGCACGAAUGAAAUGUCACCAUUGAUUCAAUCUACGAUGAACCGUACAACACCGAAUUUAAAUAUUUCGAUGACAACAAACACUGCAUCAACGGCUAUACCAAUGAAUUCAGUUGCAGCGGCCAUUCACGAGAAAACUACUGCCGUAUACUUUCCUCACGAUGAUAUGCGUGUCUCAUUAGAAAACAUAAUACGUAAAACUCAGAUGAAUAACAACAACAACAAACAACAGAAUAAUAAAACUCCAUCACCGCAAAAUGGAUCACAAUCACCAACAAUAACUUUUCAUCCUGCUCAAUCACAAUCAUUAUCUUCUCAACAACAACAGCAAAAACUUCAAUCAAAACCAUCAACAACAUCAAUAACAUCAGCUACUCAACGUCGUCGAGAAUGGUCUAAACAUCGUUCAUCACAAAACAAUCAAAUUCGUGUUAACAAUUCAGUAAUGCGUUCUGAAGAUCAACUCAUGUCAAUCAACGUUAUAAAUGAUACUAUCAAUAGUAAUGAUAGUUUAUUUACGUUAAACGAUGAAUCUAGUGUUGCUACCAAUAGCUAUCCAAAAACCAAUGGUAAUCGUCAACAAAUUCAUUUAUCACCAAAUUUAGCACCAAACAUUUCAAGUAUACAAACAGAUUCAGAUGGAACUAGUCCUCGUUUUAAUACUACAAUAACAACAACAACAACGACAAGUCAAAGUGGUGGAAGUAGUAGUGGUGGAAGUGGUGCUAGUAUGAUGACCGGAAAUCAGAUUGCCGAUUUGAAUAGUAGCGAAAUCAAUUCGAAUAGUCAUCGAAGUAGUAUGAAUCUUGUAACAAAUGUUCAAUCACAGGGUCAUUCCAAUCAAAUGGUAUUCGAUUCAUUGGUCAGCCAAAUGGAUAAUAAUAAAAGAGAUCAUGUUCAAGCAUAUGUUGAACAGGAACAAAUUCGUCAUGAAAUUCGACAAAGUCAUCUACUUCAAUGGAAAGCUUUUGCUAAAAAACUUGGAUCACAAAUUCGUUGUCUUUCAUUGGGAAGUUUAUCAUCAGUAGAUUCAAUUGUUAUUGAUAUUUUACUCAAAUAUUCUACUAUUCUUGAAGAAUUAAGAAUCAACAAUGAAAUCGAUAUUCUUUCCUAUUUAUCUGUCAUCAAACAUACGAUUAAAAAAAUUUAUAUCAAUUGUGAACAUGGAAUUGGUCUUGAAUGUGUAACGUUGUUGGCAUAUCGAAACUAUGCUGAAAAAGUUAUAUCUUUGGGUCGAGUUGAUGUACCACCUGAUCUUAUGGAUUCGGUCAUAUCGACUAUUGGUUCAAAUUUUUGCAAUUUACAAUCAUUAUAUCUACGAAUUCAUAAUUUUGAUAUUGAUGUUGCUACACCGGCUAGUUUAUUAUUUAAUAAUCUAAACGAAUUGAAUUUACAAUUCGUUUCGGGUAAUGUUGAUCAACCAUUUCGAAAAUUUAUUCAAUUAGGAUGGUCAUCUGUACGUAGUUUAACUAUACAAUAUGCUUCGAUUACUGAAGAAUCGGUUCGUGCAAUUCAUGAACAUAUGCCACAAUUAAGAAAAUUAGUAUUAUAUGCUAUCGAAUUUCGUUGUGAUCAUUUGGCAAGAAGAUAUGGACAUAGAAUUUGUACAAAUUGUUCGCAUAGUGUAUGGAAAUCGAUUGCAACAUUACCUCAUUUACAACAUCUUAAACUUCAUCGUGUUAUAAUUGAUGAAGAAAUUUGUAAAGCAUUAUCACGAAUGCAUCGUUUACAAAAUCUUGAACUACAAUAUUGUUCAAAUGUUAAUGAUAAUGUGAUUAAUGUUUGUAGUGAAUUAGCUAGACGAUCACCUCGACGACGAUUUAUAUUAGCCGUAAUUUCAAGAGGAUUUCUUACAUUAAAACCACCAGCAGAUUGUAAUAAUUUGUUCAUCGAUGUAAAAGUUGCUUGUAAAUAGUAGGAAAGUCAACCAAAAAAAUCGAUAAUCAUCCAACUUAACGAACGAACGAACGAACAUACUUUUCAUUACAACCAUCAUUUCUAUUCAAUCAAUGAACCGAUGACAAUCAUUUUUAUUUAUA